Molecule: messenger RNA, 2273 nt
Organism: Cajanus cajan (pigeon pea)
Lineage: Eukaryota; Viridiplantae; Streptophyta; Magnoliopsida; Fabales; Fabaceae
Gene: RGS1
Product: REGULATOR OF G-PROTEIN SIGNALING 1
Source: RefSeq, a predicted model, not a curated record
AAAAAAAAACAGUGAUAUCUUGGGAAAUUCCGAAGCAAGCAAAGUGUGAAACAAACAUCAGUUGGAAGUGAAGGACUAUGUUGACUGAACAAACGAGGAACAGAAGAGAAAUGUUUCAGCUUCGAUUCAGUGCAACUGUGUGAACACUGAACUCUGAAUCUGUAGAUUGAAGUGUUCCAAAUGAAAACAGAAUGGUGAGAUGUGCCGUGGAAGGAGGUUGCCCCAGUGACUAUGUAGCCAUUGCCCUAUCCAUCUUUUCUUUCAUUGUGCUUCUCUUGUGGUCAAUAUUUCCCUUCCUAGUUCACAAGGUUCCUCGAACCAAAGGCAGUGGCUUCUGGAUACCUGUAAUUCAAGUUGUUGCCAGCUUCAACCUACUUCUAUCAAUUGUGAUGUCAAAUAAUUACUUGAAAUUUGGAAAGAGAAAUUGGUUGCAGUCGUGCUACCUAUGGGGAGUCUGGGGUGAAGCUCCACUUGGGUUCGGUUUGUUGUUGAGCUGCCGCAUAACACAAGCUUCACAAUUAUAUUUUAUCUUUGUCAAGAGGCGUUUGCCACUGAUAAAAUCAUAUAUUUUUCUUCCACUUAUUCUACUUCCCUGGACUGCUAUUGCUGCUGUUAUCCAUUUGAUGAGGCCUCUAAGCAGUCGCUGUCACAUGAGAGCUCAAUGGACCAUCCCAGUUGUAUGUUUCCAUUCAUUGUACGUUGCGAUUUUGGUUGUGGUUACAGCUGCUGUUCAUCAUAUAGAGUUCAGGUUUGAUGAACUCAAAGACCUCUGGCGGGGAAUACUUGUAUCAGCCGUGUCCAUUGCUGUGUGGGUUACUGCUUACAUACUAAAUGAAAUUUAUGACAAUAUCUCAUGGCUUGAAGUUGCCUCCAGAUUUCUGCUUUUAGUUGUGGCAAGCAUACUUGUGGUGGCUUUCUUUUCAAUAUCAAGUUCACAACCACUUCUCUCACAAAUCAGCUUGAGGAGAAGAGAAUCUAGAGAAUUUCGCACAAUGAGCCAGGCUCUUGGAAUACCUGAUAGUGGGGUAUUAACACAAAGUGAGCCAAUUUCAAGGGUAGAUCCUAAUGAACCGUUGGAUAAGCUUCUAUUGAAUAAAAGAUUCCGGCAGUCUUUUAUGGCAUUUGCUGAUAGUUGCUUGGCUGGGGAAAGUGUGCACUUCUUUGACGAAGUAUAUGAGCUUAGUAAAAUACCUGAAGAUGACUGUGUGAGAAGGAUCUAUAUGGCACGACAUAUUAUUGAGAAAUACAUAGUAGCAGGUGCGGCUAUGGAGGUGAACAUCUCUCAUAGAAGCAGACAAGAAAUAUUGUUAACUUCCAACCUCGCACGUCCUGAUCUCUUCCACAGUGCACUUAAUGAGAUCAUUCAGUUGAUGAGAACAAAUCUGGCGCGAGAUUACUGGUCUUCAAUGUUCUUCCUGAAGUUCCAGGAAGAAUCCAAUGUAAGAUCAAAUGGGUACGAGCUGGAGCAAAUGACAGGGUGGAACUUUUCUCCAAGGUUGAGUUCUGUGCAUGGUACAGAUGAUCCCUUUCACCAAGACCAUCUUCUCAAGAGCUCAGGCUGUAGCCACGAUACUACUGACUUGUGACUCGUUAGCAUUGAUGCUCAGUUUUCUGGUUUGGUGAUGCCUUGCCACACCAACUUCACUUUUUCAAGAAAAAAAAAAUUACUAGUAAACAAUCACUUUGGUCCCUGAAUGUGGAAGGCGUUGACAUAUUAGCCUCUGAAUUAAAAAAAAAAUGUCAAAUAAGUCCCUGACAGUCACAUUAAUUCAAAACACAUAAAAAUGUGUGACCAAAGUGACAAUAUUGAUAGAUAUUCAAAGAUCAAAAUGACACUAAAUAGUUAAAUUUUAGAGAUUUAUUUGACACUUUCUUAGUCACAGGGACUAACAUAACAGUGUUCACCACUUUCAGGGAUCAAAUUGUUUACUCAAAAAAAUUACUGAUAUGUUUUUUCCUACAACAUAUAUGGUUAGUAUCGAUAGAAGAUAAACAAUGGAGGAGAGUUGGGAGGUGUAAGGAAGAAGUCAAGGUCUUUAUAUAUAUAUAUAUAUAUAUUUUCAGGCCAUGAGUAAUAUCUGUGCAGUUAGGUUGGGACCGUGCACGUCCUUGUCACGUGGGUUAAUUAUACUGGUUUCAUUUUAACCCUCUGGAUUUGGAUAUAGACUACUCUGCAGUUACUUUAACCAUUUGUUAGGUCUAGCAUUUUAAGUUUUAAAAUAGAUUAAAAUACUGUAUCAUUGAAUUAAAUGCAACUUACAACCACUUUGAUA